This is a messenger RNA of Pochonia chlamydosporia 170, 1614 nucleotides long. RefSeq names its product ankyrin repeat-containing protein. The transcript has a single exon. Bases 1 to 1614 code for a protein of 537 amino acids. The record is from RefSeq and is a predicted model, not a curated record. Lineage: Eukaryota; Fungi; Ascomycota; Sordariomycetes; Hypocreales; Clavicipitaceae.
AUGCGCCUCAUCAAUCUCAAAACCCUGGGCCUUGAAACGUUCCUAGCCCAACCCCCUCCCUAUGUCAUUCUCUCACACACCUGGGGCCUAGACGAGCUAACCCUCCAAGAAUUCAACGGCCUCGAAUCUCGACAAAGCGCAGGACUCACCAAGAUUCUAAACUUUUGCAAAACCAUCCAAUCGCAACUCUCUCUCUCGGUGGAGCACUGCUGGAUCGACACAUGCUGCAUCGACAAAACCAGCAGCGCAGAGCUCUCCGAGGCCAUCAACUCCAUGUUCCGGUGGUAUCGCCAGUCACACUGCUGCUACGCCUUCCUAAGUGACGUGGAGUAUGACACCGCGGACGACACUCUUGGCAGCGAUUUCGAAAAAUCGCGCUGGUUCACAAGAGGCUUCACGCUGCAGGAGUUGCUUGCACCCCUUGACGUCUUCUUCUUUGACGUCAACUGGCGGUACAUCGGGAGCAAGGCGUCCCUUACGGAGAGAAUAUCCGCGAUAACACGCAUACCGCAACAUAUGCUGCGUGAUAGAACGUUUGAACUUGCUAGCGUGGCGCAAAAGAUGUCAUGGGCGGCCAAGAGGCAAACUACGCGGCCUGAGGAUGUCGCGUACUGCCUUUUGGGAAUCUUUGGCGUGAAUAUGCCGUUGCUGUAUGGCGAGGGGAGUAAGGCGUUUACACGGCUUCAGGAGGAGAUUCUAAAGGGCUCUGAAGACCAGUCUAUAUUUGCGUGGGACGCUUUCAAAAUGAUGUUCUCUCAGCUGGAGAGCGUGGGAGCUCUCGCCCCGUCGCCAGAGUACUUUGAGAGGAGUGGAAAUAUUUCUGCGCUGCCGUUCCCCGUAGGCGGCGAGGCAUCUACAUCCAGCAAGGGCAUCAGUAUACGACUACCUCUUGAACAGGGGGAUUCAUCGGAUCUUGCUUUGCUGUCCUGUUUGUUUGAUGGGGACUUGGGUUCCAGGGUGGCCAUUUCGGUGCGCCAAGAUCCCUCUGAUGAGACGUUUUACGCGCGUGAGGCACUGGCGUUGAAACGAGUCAACGUCUCGUCGCCGGAUAAGUUGAUCGCAUCUACGAAACGAAUCACGUUAGGUCGAGGAAAUAGAUUUAUCUAUCCUAGUUCCAGCGGUCUGCGAUGCUUGAUCCGCUACUCGCCUGGUGGUACAAGCGGCUGGCGUUGGAAGAGUUCACAGCCCGAGGGUAUGUCGUGGAUUCAUGCCAGGGAGUCGCAGUCGCUUAGUUUAGAUGUACCGCGAUCGUCGACUUCAUUGUUUGAUGCACUCCAGGUUACGCAUGUUUUUGAACGUCAUGUGCCGCCGUUGCAGGGAGUGUGUGUUGGCCUGGAGCUGUGCUUGAAGGGGUGGCAGCCUGAUGAGAGCUGGGUGAAUUUGGUGGAUCUAAAAUCUGAGAAGGCGGAAGGGGAUUCUUUGCAAGGAGAUGCGGAUGAUUAUUAUAGUGUUUUGAGAGUGAGUGCUUCGAGUGCGAGUCUUGAUUGGGGGGAUAUCAGUCUUACGGCGAGGGUUGAGCAUUUUUAUGCGUAUGACGCGCCGAUGGUGAUGGUGACGCUGGAAGAGACUUGGCCGGUAGAAGAUGAGGCUAUGCAAACCAGUGAUUUAUCGUAG